UGUUUUUCAUUUUCCGGUCGCGAGUGUGUGAAAAAAAGGUUUUCGUUGAAAAUAAACUGAAAUUGUGCUGAAUCUAAAAGUUUAAUUGGCAAUAAAUAAACUACACACCACCGAAAACAUGGCCGAUAAAAUUGUAGACAGCGAAAUGAACGGCGAAGAUUUCACCAAGGAUGUGACCACCAAUGACGCGAGCUCCGAAAAUGGUGAUGCGGCGGGCGCUGCCGGUUCCACCAACGGCUCAGAACACACAUCCGCUGCCUCUAACCAGCGGGAUGACGACAGGAAACUGUUUGUGGGCGGCCUCAGCUGGGAGACGACCGAGAAGGAACUGCGGGACCAUUUCGGCAAAUUUGGCGAAAUCGAGAGCAUCAACGUUAAGACAGACCCACAGACCGGACGCUCCAGGGGCUUUGCCUUCAUUGUAUUCACAAACACUGAGGCCAUCGAUAAGGUGAGCUCUGCGGAAGAGCACGUCAUCAACAGCAAGAAGGUCGAUCCCAAGAAAGCCAAGGCUCGCCACGGCAAGAUCUUUGUCGGCGGCCUGACCACAGAAAUUAGCGAUGAGGAAAUCAAAACCUAUUUUGGCCAGUUCGGCAACAUCGUUGAGGUUGAGAUGCCCUUCGAUAAGCAAAAGUCGCAGCGCAAAGGUUUCUGCUUCAUCACCUUCGAUUCGGAGCAGGUGGUCACAGAUCUGCUGAAGACGCCCAAACAGAAGAUCUCUGGCAAGGAGGUCGACGUGAAGCGUGCCACGCCCAAGCCCGAGAACCAAAUGAUGGGAAUGCGCGGUGGUGCACGAGGUGGAAUGCGAGGUGGACGCGGUGGCUACGGACGCGGUGGCUACAACAACCAGUGGGACGGUCAGAGCUCAUACUCUGGCUACGGCGGCUAUGGCGGCUACGGUGCUGCCGGUGGCUACGGCGACUACUAUAGUCCUGGUGGCUACUAUAAUGGAUAUGACUACGGUUAUGACUACGGCUACGGCGGCGGCUUCGACGGUAAUGGCUACGGAGGCGGCGGUGGUGGUGGCGGCAGUUUGGGCGGUCGCGGUGCCGGCGGCCCACGCGGCGGUGGCCCCAAAGGCGGCGGCGGCGGUGGUGGCGGUGGCGGCAGCUUCAACGGUGGCAAACAGCGCGGCUCGGGACGCCAGCCCAGGCAUCAGCCGUACUAAGCAACGUUGCCACUGGGCACUCGCACUCUCCAGAUAACUACAAACUAUUUGAAUUUUACCUAGUUUAGUUUGUUAUGCAUUACUACAACCACAACACACCAAUCCACUUUUUGAGUAAACGCAUAUAUACGCACCUGUAUAUAUGAGUAAACAUUUGCAAAAGGGACUGCAAGGAGGCAGACACCCACCCACAACUCUCAUUGCAUUAGACAGACUGGCAGCAGCAGUAGGAGUAGAAGUAGCAGCGGCAGCAGCGGCUACAAGCAACAAUCUUACACACAUGUUGUGUAGCACCAUUCCAACAACAAUUAAAUCAACAACAGCCGCAAUCAAGAACAGCCGCAACAGGAGCGUCAUUAAAACAUACACAGCCACACAGAAAGAGUACAUAAAUACAUACAUAAAUACAUACAAAACAUACAUACAUACAUACAUAGAUAGUUAGGCCUAGAGACAGAUGUAAUUUUUCAGCAAGUGGCUAAUUUUUCAUAGCCACACGCUCGUUAAGCCGGCAGACCAACCCGACCCGACCCGACACCCACCCAAAAGCAAGCAGGUAUCCCUCAAGCCACACCCCCCACAAGAAACACUCUUAAGCAGGCUAAUCGGGGCAACCCCCUGGCAGUUCUGUGUGUCGAAACAAAUUCGUUUUUCUAAUGGUAGUCUCAUGUAUUAUGCGGGGUAAUUGUUGAAGAGCUACAUACAUG
Drosophila subobscura is the source of this 1875-nucleotide messenger RNA. It is a transcript of the gene sqd, whose product is annotated as RNA-binding protein squid. Gene Ontology annotation, biological process: regulation of gene expression. The transcript is spliced from 8 exons. NCBI's taxonomy places the organism in Eukaryota, Metazoa, Arthropoda, Insecta, Diptera, Drosophilidae. Gene Ontology annotation, cellular component: nucleoplasm. The record is from RefSeq and is a predicted model, not a curated record. The coding region runs from base 119 to 1168 and encodes 349 amino acids. Gene Ontology annotation, molecular function: RNA binding.